AUGGCAGGAGCUCAGCCAGAGAACGGCGGGGCAGCAGGGGCUCCAGCAGGGUGCUCGGACGCUGCCUCUGCUGGGGCAGGUGAGGUGGGAAGGCCCUGGGAAGACCCUGGGAAGUCCCUGCACGAGCUGAGCCUGGCGCUGCCACGCCACCCAGCAGUCCCCUCCCGGGUACGCCUGAAGUGGCUGGGCCUGGCCUGGCUGCUGCUGGCCCGGGCACCGGGGACCCCGAGCGCGCCGCGGAGGCCGCGCAGCUAUCCGCACCUGGAGGGCGACGUGCGCUGGCGGCGCCUCUUCUCCUCCACCCACUUCUUCCUCCGUGUGGACCCCAGCGGCCGCGUGCAGGGCACCCACUGGCGCCACGGCCAGGACAGCAUUGUUGAGAUCCGUGCAGUCCGUGUGGGCACCGUGGUCAUCAAGGCUGUGCACACAGGCUUCUACGUGGCCAUGAACCGCCAGGGCCGCCUCUAUGGGUCGGUGAGCCGCCCCCCCGCCCGGCCCAUGUUCCUGGCGCUGGACGGGCGGGGGGUGCCCCGGAGAGGCAGCCGGACACGGAGGCACCAUCUGUCCACCCACUUCCUGCCCGUCCUGGUCUCCUGAGGCCCCAGAUGUGGCGAAGAUCCCUGUGCUGAGCAGUGCUGCCCGGACGGGCUCAGGCCAUGGCGUCCCCCCAUGUGCCCCGAGCACCACCGUGUGCCCAGCCUGUGCUGGGCGCAGGACGCAGCCAGGUCCCUGUGAGGCCAGGCCAGGAGCCCCAGUCUGAGGAGGAGGCAAGCACUGGGCAGACACAGGGCCCACCAGGAGUGGGGGCCCCGGGGCACCUGCCAGGCUGGAGGGCACGUCAUGUGGGUGCCAGGUGGGAAGGGGCGGAGGCUGGGGCUGGAGGGCCUUGCCGGGGGCAGCCAUGAUGCCACACGACUCAGGGAGAGGUGCUGAAGUGAGCUGGCAAGACAGCGGCCCAACCGAGGCCUGGGGGUGGUCACCCUCGUGGACAGAGGGACAAAGCUGAGGACCCUGCACCAGGAGAUGGUCCAGUGUCCCCACAGGGUCCUUCUAGGAGGGACUAAAGGUGGGGGUGCAGGUGCGCUUCCCACUGGAGCCCCAGGAGGGCCAGCCCUGCCACCCCUAGCUCUGGCCAGGGAGGAGGCUCGGCCUGCCUCAGCCCAGAGCCCUGGGUGUGUCUGUAGGCUGUCAGGUGUAUGGUCACGAGUGACACUGCUGGACACGCGUCUGAGACCGUCAUUGGCUGUGGGCUCUGGCACUCCUGGAGAGAGUCCCCUGCCAGGGGACCCUGGUGCCACCUCGCCCCUGCUGGGAGGCGCUGGGCGCUCGAUGCCGGUCAAGCCAGCGGCUCGCCAGGGGUCCUGAUCCCGGUGUGAGGGAUGGAAGGCUGGUUGGACGUGACGGUGAAACCUGAGUGGGCUGCAGCGAGCGGCGUGGCCGUCUGCUCUGUAAGUGGUACGCCGCCCCACGGAGGCUGCAUACACACAUCCAUGAAACGCAGCCCAGCACCCUUCGGACGGCGGGCGCUGCAGGAAACCUGGCGGAGGAAAGGCCAGCCUGAGGAUGGGUCUGCUUCCAUGGAGCUGGAGUUGCUGGAGGACAGGCUGCCGGGCGGGGCGGGUCUGCCUUGGUCCUGGAUGGAGGUCAGAGGGAGGACCCCCCUGCAGAACCUCCACGCCUGCGCCCGGGCCGGACAUCUGUGCCCAGGUGGGUGUGACCCCGCUGGAGGAACAGUGCUGUGUGUUAUCCUUGGACUGUCAGUGAACAGUCCACCCCUGCUGGCCCCACGGCGUCCGGAACUGGACCUGUCUCCCUGCACUGCACACGGGAAGCUCCUGCUUUCCUGCGUAGGGACUCUGCAGGCGUGUGCUCCCUACACUGGCCCAGCUCCCUCAGUUGGGGCUGACCUGGGUACCAGGCCACCGAGUCUUUGCAGGCCUGACGCUGCAGGCAGCAGCCCAGAAACAGCUCCUUCCUCUGCUGGGCCGCCCACGGGGAGCGAGGCGGAUUCUCCAGCUCCUCCAUCUGGUCUCGGCCGUGGGAAACAGCUCCACCCCACCGCCAUACCCAGGGCAGAAAUAGGGGCCCCACGCCCAGGCCCUGGCUACUGUGGCCAGGUAGCCAGCCCUGGGUGGGGACAUAAGGCCCUCCUGACUGCUCACCACGGCCUCCUCUGCACAGGGGCUCGACCCUGGCUUCAGCAGCUGGGCGGCAGGCUGCCCGACUGCACUGGGCGCUCAAGGGGAAAGGAGACGCCACACCACCAGUUCUUUGUACGCAGGUGUAUUUCAAAUAGCUUUCAAGAUACACAUAGUUCUCCUUUAAAAAACGCCGAGCAGUUGAGUGAGUUCUGUCUUGCUGGUCGUCCUGGCGGUCCCCAGCCCUGUGCUCACUCAGUCCUGAGACCUCAGGGCAGCGGGGGACCCUCCACAGACCCUGAACGGCCAUGUCUGAGCUACAACGUCCAUUUAUUUCAAAGCAGUAAUAAUUUAAAAUUAUAAAAACCUUUCCACCGUUGAACAUUUAAGGGUGAGGUUAGAGACGAUGGGACUGAGGGCUGGAGCCCCUGCAGGGGCCGUGGGGCCACACCCCUCCGGAGCAGCCAGGGUGGCCCUUCGGUACCGGUACCGGGCAGCACCGCGCUGACCUCUGUCCCCGGGGUCGGGCAGUCCCCGAGCUCCGCCCAGUGGCCUGGGACAGGGAGGGCCGACCCGACAGCGCGGCCAGCGCCGAG
Tupaia belangeri chinensis (Chinese tree shrew) is the source of this 2734-nucleotide messenger RNA. It is a transcript of the gene FGF22, whose product is annotated as fibroblast growth factor 22. The transcript has 4 exons. Bases 1 to 597 code for a protein of 198 amino acids. The record is from RefSeq and is a predicted model, not a curated record. Gene Ontology annotation, molecular function: growth factor activity. NCBI's taxonomy places the organism in Eukaryota, Metazoa, Chordata, Mammalia, Scandentia, Tupaiidae.